Molecule: messenger RNA, 1149 nt
Organism: Lasiodiplodia theobromae
Lineage: Eukaryota; Fungi; Ascomycota; Dothideomycetes; Botryosphaeriales; Botryosphaeriaceae
Product: Ribosomal protein s35 mitochondrial protein
Exons: 2
Coding region: 1-1149 (382 amino acids)
Biological process (GO): mitochondrial translation
Cellular component (GO): mitochondrial small ribosomal subunit
Molecular function (GO): structural constituent of ribosome
Source: RefSeq, a predicted model, not a curated record
AUGCCCUCGCGGCUUCCUUCCACUUUCGCGUCUUCGCUCUCGCAGUGCCUUCCGGCCACCCGGUCACAAUGCACAUCACACGCAUCACACCAAUUGCACGCCCGCAACUUCUCCCGAUCAUGUCGUAACGAACAGACGGCGCUGCGGCGAGCCAUGUACGACUGGCUGAAUGGGCCGGGCGCCAAGCUCCGGCAUCCGCUGCCCGGCUCGACCAACUACCUCGGCGCGUACGACAAGCAGGGCAACCUACUACGAGCGACGGCCAAGCCGACGAGGAUUCGGGAGGAUGGUGAGGAGGGCGGCAAGGAGGAGGAGUCGAGCGACGGAGGACUGGAGAGCCGUAUCGAUUCGGCGGACAAGGAUGCAGACGCUGAAAACAACGAGCUGCCGCGGGAGAACAGGACAGACUUGACGCCGUUCCCGCUCAACAAGCAGUUCUACAGCCAGCCGGUGCUGAGCGAGGAGCUGCGCGAGCGCAUCUACAAGGCGGUGGUUGAGGACAAUUUACCACUGUCCAUCGCCAGCACGAGCUACAAGGUCUCGAUGGAGAGAGUGGCGGCGGUCGUGCGGUUAAAGACGAUGGAGAAGCAGUGGGAGGAACAGGGCAAACCAAUGGCCAAACCCUACUCCAAAGCCGUCCUCGGCAUGCUCCCAACAACAUGGCUCGCCCGCAACCUAGCCUCGCAGCCCGAGCAUGAAUCCAUCGCCGACCUGCCCGUGCACCCGGCCACGCGCCAGCAGCUCUUCUGGCCGACAUCCGAGUCUCGCCGCUUCACGCGCUCCGACGCGGCGGCGGCGUUCGCUCCGGGCCUUCUGCCCGCAGACAAGCGCAUCCCGCACCCGGACCUGGUCGAGGCCGAGCGCGACGAGUUCGCCGGCCUCGCCUGGGACGAGCGCAUCCAGCGCCAGCACGUGCGCAACGCCCGCCACGCGCAGGAGAAGCUCAAGCGCGAGGCCAAGGCUCGCGAGGUCGCGGCGCGCACCACGCGCGUGCCGGGGCGUCGCUGGGACUUUAAAAUUCAGGACUUUAGCGUUGAGCAGGUGGGCAGGGAUGGGAAGAAUCCUGGUGGUGUGGGGUGGAGGUACGGCGCGCCGCACGAGGAUAGGAAGAGGGGGCAGAUUAAGAUACCCAAGAAGGUGGAUGUGUGA